CCAAAACUGAAGCAGAAGCUUCCGAUCCUCAGGUCCGACGAUUUGAUUCCCUUUCCGGCCACUUUAACAGAGGCUGGCAAUCGUUUCUAAGCUUAUGAAACAACUCCGAAACCCCAGCCCAUUAACCGUACAAGAUAACUGGGGAUUCUGGGAGAAACCCUCACUAUAUCAAGUAUCAACACCAACUGCUCGCCUCCGUCUAUACACUUCCGCAGCAAUUAGUAUUAUUAUCUCUCUUUUUCUUUCCUGAAUUGAUGCCGAAGAAAUCUUUACUAUCUUAAUGGCAGCCAAACGGGUGGUGAACAGUGUGGAAAGCAUCAAUUCCUUAACGGAUGAAGUCAUUUGCCACACCCUCUCAUUCCUUCCAACUAAAGAUGCAGUGCGCACAUCCUUUGUGUCAAGAAGGUGGAGGUACCUUUACACUCUGGUUUCUAACCUUGAUUUUGAGUUGCGGCCUGAUUACGGUGAUGAUUCAAGUGUGAAUCAACUGAUGAAUUUCGUAGAUAGAGUAUUGCUCUUCCAUAACAGAAGAUCUGCAGUUAGAUUUCGUCUCAAGUGCAUUCAUUAUAAUGGCCGUAUUGGUACUCCACAAUUCGACUCUUUACGAAUUGAUAGAUGGAUUCGUGCUGUAAUGUGGCAUAGUAUUCAAGAGCUUGACAUAACCGAAUUUGAUAUCAAUCCUUUCAUCUCAAGACAAUUGAAAUCUUUUCAUUCCAAGCGGAGGAAGCCUGUAUGAAAAUGGUUGAGUACUUUUUAAGUAAUGCUAAGAUUCUAGAGGAGAUGACAAUUCAUAUUGUAGCGACAAAGGAGCAACAGUUGAAGAUCACUGAGGAGUUGUUGAAAUUACCAAGGGUCUCUUCAAAAUGCGGACUCAUAAUUGCUUCUUUGAGUAGUCCCCUGUUCUUUUAACGGGCAUCAAUCUUUUGAUGUUGCCCUUGUGCUGGAUUGGGUUUUAAUUAACCGCCAAUUGGGUC
This is a messenger RNA of Rubroshorea leprosula, 974 nucleotides long. Lineage: Eukaryota; Viridiplantae; Streptophyta; Magnoliopsida; Malvales; Dipterocarpaceae. The record is from the annotation of a GenBank genome assembly.